ACGGCGUGCAUGCAGUCAGUCUCUGAUGGAACUCAGUGGAAUACAGACUGGUGCCGCAACUGAGGCAGAAGUCGGGACAAUUUCACUUCAAUUUUGAGUUUAUUACUCAAUUUUAUAUGAGAUUUUAUUUUCUCUCACUUCAAGGGUGAUCACACUCGGUUAAGACUGAGAAACAAUAAUGACAGUGUAUUCACACGUUGGACAAUACAUAGUCUGACUCUUAUCAGAAAGCAUAAGAGGAAGAGAAAGCACUGAAUAAUUUUCUGUGCUCUAUCAAUCUACAGUCAAGCAUUUGUUCCAAGAAAACGAGCAGUGUUGCGUUUGUGUGCGCGUGGAUUUAAUUUUCGGAUAUCUAUCACUGUGUCAAGCAAUAUUGGACCAGUCCUACACACAUCUAGGCUGUGCUGAUGUCGCCCGCGGACAGACGCACCGCUGGAUUGUAGCAGUGCCGAUGGAUUAAAGGGCAACCUUAAAACAUUUGGAGGGCGCGAAGGUAGCGGGCAGCAGGAUGAGUGAGAGACACACACAGCAAGGAAGUAAAGGGGUUCUACUUCUAAUGGUCUGCAUGGUGACUCUGCUGGAGAUGGCUAGACCAACCGAAGGUCACAGAGUGCAUCAAGUCAGAACCGGCACUUGCGAGGUUGUGGCUUUGCAUCGAUGCUGCAACAAGAACAAAAUAGAAGAACGCUCCCAAACGGUUAAAUGCUCCUGCUUCCCUGGACAAGUGGCUGGGACGACCAGAGCUGCCCCGUCCUGUGUAGAUGCCUCUAUAGUGGCGCAGAAGUGGUGGUGUCAGAUGCAUCCAUGUCUGGAUGGGGAGGAGUGUAAAGUCCUCCCAGAUCUGAAGGGAUGGAGCUGCGCCACAGGGAACAAGAUAAAGACUACCAAGGUGGAUCAAUAAAUGUUACUGGGUCUUUACCUGUGGAAUACCAUCAUGGACUCAAGAACAUUGCAGCGACCCUUUUUGUAAAUAGAGACUCCCUCUAUUGGAGACUAUACUAUGAAUCUUCUGGAAGACUUACAAGCACAGGGUAACAAAGGACAUCUGGAUGAGAAGAGUGGACACUACUAAAUGAUUGCUCAGUAGAGGGGACCUUUAUUUUGAAAAGCCCGGACAUGACUACCACCACAUUGGACAUUAGGAUGUCUUUUUAUUCUCUAACAUUGUUCUGCUUAUAGUGGAUUACAAUGGUGAAUUUUGCCAAAACAUUAAAAACAUUAUUUGGAAAGUGAUAGUUUUUUCCCCCUCAGAAUGCAUUGUGCAUCAUUACUGUAACAGAGUAUCAUCAAUAUCAAGAAUUUCCCCCAUGAAUAUUAGGGACGAGUAGAAUUCGAUCCAGUUUUUAUCAAUUAAAUGAUGCUCAGAAAAUGGUAAUAAGAAGAAAUAUAAAAUUGGUGAACCUUAUUGUAUUGAGCCAAUCAUUGAACAUGCAGGGUGAUUUUCAAAGGAGCACAAAAAAAGGCACAGGUACUGGAAUUGGCAUAUGUACACUUCCAUGUUUUUUAAAUGGGUGGCCAUCAUUGUGGGUGGCCAUUCUCGAUGGUGCUGCGCGCAGGGAACAUGGCUUAUUCAAAUGAGAGUUGCAAUCAAUGGCCAACCAAUGACAGUUGAGAGAAUGUGAUGUAUCCAAGGACAAAUCGAUGUAGACUACUGAUCUAUAAGGCAGGCUACAAUGUAGGAUUUCCACCACCAAAACUGAAAACUGAAGGUUAUGUUUGAUUUGCAUGUUUUAUUCCAAGGGCAUCAUCUUUAAUUUUGUCUAGAGCAGAUUGGGGCACUAGGUGCAUACUUUUGAAAAUGUACACAUGAAUGAAAGUGGUGCACAAAUGAGUUACCCCUCGUGUGCUUAGCGUUUGCUUAUGUUCUUUUGAAAAUCCUCCUAUCAACUGCUAGCUGAUCCAGUUAGUUUGUCUAUGUUGCACAAUGCUGAAGCUCAGAUUCGAAUGUCCAUGUAAUGUUUAUGUUAAUGUAUGCAAGCUAAAAUGCAUUCAUUCUACAAUACUGGCUAUAGUCCAUGGGGUUAGUAGGGGCCGGUUAAGUGUUAAGUACUUUUUAAAAUUACUUUCUGAUUCGCUGAUAACUUUUCAACAGGUAUCUCUGACGCUUCCUUCGUCUGUGCAAGUGAUAACAUCUUCGAAUAAUAAACUGUGGUUGUGUCUUAACUUAA
This is a messenger RNA of Oncorhynchus keta (chum salmon), 2168 nucleotides long. Its product is annotated as chemokine-like protein TAFA-2. Lineage: Eukaryota; Metazoa; Chordata; Actinopteri; Salmoniformes; Salmonidae. The transcript has 5 exons. The record is from RefSeq and is a predicted model, not a curated record. Gene Ontology annotation, molecular function: receptor ligand activity. The coding region runs from base 509 to 901 and encodes 130 amino acids.